AUGAUUCAACUAAAGUCAUUACUAAACUGCAUCGACAACUCCGGCGCCUCAGUCGUCGAGUGCGUCAACGUCCUCAAGAAGAAGCGGCCCGCGACGAUCGGUGAUCGGAUUGUUGUCGUUGUUCAAAAGCAAAGGGCCGCCGGUUCCGACGGUUCCUCCACCUCUCUCGCGAACAAAGUCCGCCGCGGUGAUAUCCGACAUGCUGUCGUGGUGCGCGUGAAGAAGGAGUUGCAACGUCAGGACGGUACAGUUGUUCGCUUCGGUGACAAUGCUUGUGUCUUGGUGAACAAGUCCGGGGAUCCCAUCGGAACGAGAAUGAACGGGGUCGUUGGGCAGGAAUUGCGCAACAAGCAGUGGUCCAAGAUCUUGUCGUUGGCGCCCGUGCACGUAUAA
Penicillium maclennaniae is the source of this 393-nucleotide messenger RNA. RefSeq names its product mitochondrial 54S ribosomal protein uL14m. The record is from RefSeq and is a predicted model, not a curated record. Gene Ontology annotation, molecular function: structural constituent of ribosome; large ribosomal subunit rRNA binding. The coding region runs from base 1 to 393 and encodes 130 amino acids. The transcript is spliced from 4 exons. Gene Ontology annotation, biological process: translation. Gene Ontology annotation, cellular component: mitochondrial large ribosomal subunit; ribosome. Lineage: Eukaryota; Fungi; Ascomycota; Eurotiomycetes; Eurotiales; Aspergillaceae.